CUCCGGGCUCACUUUACAACAUAUGGAAGACUGCUCGCUUCUCAGUUGGGUCGAGGUGCGCAUGAGAGAGAGGUGGUCCACAUUUUCACGUGCCACGCCGUUCCCUUUAACGCUCUAAAACAAAACCAAGAAAGUCGCCUGUGAGAGAGAUUUAAGGGACAGUUUUUGACUCAAGGACAUCCUAAAGGCUAAUUUGUGGAGCAAAUACGGCUUGCCCGGAAGGGCCUUACGUGAAGGGUCACCGAGCACUGACAAUCUCCUUCCUCUGGGCUGCAAUUAAGCACGGCUAGAGAGAUUUUAGUGAGAAGUCCGACACGUCUGCACGCACUCUCGCCGCUCGCAUUUACUCACACUACUUCUCUGGUAGAUUUGCACAGAUUUACAGCUGAAGAAGCGUCCAUUCAUAGGUAGCCAGGCCCUCGGAGCAGAAUGAGGGAACCCUGGUCGUACCUGCUGUGCUUGUGCCUCCUGGUGAGCUCAGCGUCCUCACACAGUGCCAACAACCCCUUCGCGGGGCAGCAGACCCCGGCGGACCCUUGCUACGACGACACCGGUGCGGCCCGCCGCUGCAUACCCGAGUUUAUCAACGCCGCCUUCGGCAAAGAGGUGACAGUGUCCAGCGUGUGCGGCCGGCCGCCGUCCCGUUCGUGCAGCGUGUUGGAGCGCGGCGAUGACCGGCCGUCGGUGCGGACGUGCCAAAUCUGCGACGCCGCCGACCCCCGUCGCUCCCACCCGGCUUCCUACCUCACCGAUCUCAACUCGGCUCACAACUUGACUUGCUGGCAGUCGGAGAACCUCAACACCUCUCCGUACAAUGUGACUCUAACUCUUUCCCUAGGUAAAAAGUUUGAAAUCACUUAUGUAAGCUUGCAGUUCUGCUCACCCAGACCUGAGUCACUAGCCAUCUACAAGAGCAUGGACUACGGCAAAACAUGGAUGCCCUACCAGUUCUACUCAUCACAAUGUCGACGCGUGUACAAUCGGCCCAACAAAGCCACUAUUACAAAACAGAAUGAACAGGAGGCUCUGUGUACUGACGGCCACACUGACCUCUACCCACUCUCUGGAGGACUCAUUGCGUUCAGCACCUUAGAUGGACGACCGUCCGGCAAAGACUUUGACAACAGCCCGGUCCUUCAGGACUGGGUGACCGUCACUGAUAUCCGUGUGGUCUUCAGUCGGCCCCAGCAGUCGCGGGAGCUGGGACUGCCUGCCGGGAGCAACGGCGGAGGAGGGAGGGACGAAGACCCCGUGCCGGUCACCUCCACUCUGCCGGUGUACUUUUACGCAGCGGGGGACUUCCAGGUAGGCGGAAGAUGCAAGUGCAACGGCCACGGAUCACGCUGCCUGAAAGACAAGGAGGCCAAGCUGGUUUGCGACUGCAAGCACAACACGGAAGGGCCCGAAUGUGACCGCUGUAAGCCCUUUCACUACGACCGGCCGUGGCAGAGGGCCAGCGCCCGCGAGGCCAACGAGUGUCUGCCGUGUAACUGCAAUCUGCACGCCCGCCGCUGUCGCUUCAACAUGGAGCUGUACAAGCUCUCCGGGAGGAAGAGCGGCGGCGUUUGCAUGAACUGCCGCCACAACACCGCCGGCCGCCACUGCCACUACUGCAAGGAGGGCUUUUAUCGAGACAUGGCGCGAGCCAUCACUCACCGCAGGGCUUGCAAAGCCUGUGACUGCCACCCUGUGGGAGCAGCGGGUAAGACGUGCAACCAGACCACAGGUCAGUGCCCCUGCAAGGACGGCGUCACCGGCAUCACCUGCAAUCGCUGCGCCAAAGGCUACCAGCAGAGCCGAUCCCCCGUCGCCCCCUGCAUCAAGAUCCCCGUGGCGAACCCCACAGCUGUGGUGAGCAGCACAGAGGAGCCAGCAGACUGUGAGUCCUACUGCAAACCGGUGAAGGGCAACCUGAAGAUCAACAUGAAGAAAUACUGCAAAAAGGAUUAUGCGGUGCAAGUGAACGUGCUGGACAUGGAGACGGUCGGUGACUGGGCCAAAUUUUCUGUCAACGUCAUGUCAGUGUACAAGAGUCGAGGCGAGCCCUUAAAGCGAGGGGACAACAUCCUUUGGGUGCACAUGAAGGACCUGGCCUGCAAGUGUCCUAAGAUCCAGAUGAGCAAGCGCUUCCUGGUUAUGGGCGGCAGUGACGGUGGGACGAGCCCGGGGGCGGCGCCUGGGGUCGGACCCGGCGGGGGAACCUCCAACCCGGGGGCGGAACGCGCGGGCCUGCUGGCUGAUAAGAACAGCCUGGUGAUCCAGUGGAGGGACGUUUGGACGAGACGACUGAGGAAGUUCCAGCGCAAAGAGAAGAAGGGGAAGUGCGGCAAAGCGUGAUGGGGGAGUGCCGCGGAAACCUACCUCUUCCUCCACCUCCAUGAACCCUGACCCAGUCCCUUCCAUCACGGGAACGCUGCACAUUACCAAGACUGCAUGUACCCUACCAGUUUUAAGGACCACAUAUUGUGUAUAAUGUAUAAUUAUUUUCCUUUUUAUUUUUUUGUAAUGUCACGUCUUUCUCGUCCUAUGGUUUGCCUUAAAAAGGGACCGUUAAAAAGGGUAUGAAGUGUAGACAAAAGCAGACAGCGUUCCCGCCAUCGGUGAUGACUGGCGCCAACCAACCGCUCCGUUUCCAACCACUACUCCUUCAAAAAGUCUUCCCAAAGGAUUUUUAGAAGCAGCAAUGAAGUCCAAGGAAUCAUCUCCAGUCGCAAUGGGGUUGUUCAACCUUUUUUGGGUACCAGACAUCAGCAGGAACUUCUUUGAAUCGGGAUUUUUUUUUUUUUUGGUAAUACACUCUCUGGAAUUUUCCACAAAAAACUUGCUGCUGCCACAAGACCGGACUCACGCAAGCUCACUGCUUAUUUUCUUUUCCCGUUAUCUCAUCCAACUAUAUACUCUUGUCAUAGCAUCUGAGCAUUCUGUUGGCAUACGUGGGUCACAUUUCUGAGGGUAUUUUCGCACCUCUCCCUGGCUGGACCCUCUCAUCGAAGGGUUAACAUGCAUGACACGUUGCUUUGGCGGGAAGAAGGACAACUGGUUAGUAUUUCAGAAGGACACCACUCGACGGUGGUCUUGAGCGCAUUCGUUUCUGAUGUGUCAUGUGACUGGCAGAAUUUAAUUACGUCAAAAGUGGGCUAAACGAGCCGACUAUUUAGUCUGAAUGAACGAGGCCGGAACGUUUUUAGCGUACUGUAUUGUGACAUGAGACUAUCGCAAUUCAUUCCUCGUGUGUUUUGUCAUGUUUGCGUUUUCGUGGUUUGUGCCGGUCCAUCGAGCCCCUCACAGUGAGACGCUCAAGAACCAAACCAAUGCGAGCACCUCCCAACUUAUCUCCCCUGUCAUCCUUUGCCAAAUGAGCACAGUGGGGUUUUUAAAUUUAAUUAAGAGACUAUGAAAGUCAGAUUUGAAAAUAAAAUGUCUGGUAGCUCUCCAGCUUUUUAUCCGCCUUUCAUUCUGCACGUUGCAGUCUACAGUAUAAGAUAAACAAAAGUUUGAAUCUGAGGUCCAUGCUGACAGGCAUGUCUUGAAAGUUAGCGGUUGUUUGGCUUCGGCCGAGGCUGCGUGUUUGGCUUGUCCUUCCUCCAAAAGACUCUCUCCUCUGCUGCGUAUCAGCCAAGCGCCAGCCGAGCCCCCCCGAGCCAUUUUUGCGUGUUGUGUAUUGAGUGUCUUAGAUAAGUGACAGCGCAGAUCGAGGCUGCCAAAUCUCCUGAGUGGCGCACUGUACUCCGCACUGUAAGCGCUCGUUUUCCUCUCCGAGAAUGUACGUCAAACUGUGAAGGACUCACUCUAAUGUAUUGAUUGUGUUAGGUCGCCCUAAGAACUUGGCUUCUUAAUGUUUGAUCCAAAAACAAACGUAACCAAAAUAAGUUCCUGUCAACAAUUGAUGACUUCACAGCAUCAUGCCCAGGGCUCCAAUGACAAUUACAGUCGAACCUCCACAUAGGAAAUAUAAUGUAACGUGAAGGAAUCCGUUCACAAAACAUUAAUUUGCUGUACAGAUGAUGCUGUAGGUAACAUUUUAACAUUCAUGUCAUACAAGUGUAAAGACGAGAUAAAGUUGCUGUAACGUGACAAUAAAUGUCUUCUAAAUUUGACAAAGCACUGAGAAGAGUGUUUUUAACAACCCUGCCAAAUGUUAUUGCUGGAAAAAAAAAACAACAUACCAAGUAUAAAAAUGAGGCUUCAAAAUGGAUGCUAUUUUGUCUAGCAACUUUCUUAAUGCAUGCGCAUCCCUAUAUGUUUGAGCCCCAAAAAUGUAUCUGCUGAAAGCCUCUAGUGGAUGAAAAAUAUCCUGAGAAAAGAGGCCGUGGCCAGCAGCUAGCUAGCGAGCUAACAGACUUUCGGGGCUCCUCUCGCCUGACGGACGGGCGGCGGGCUCGUCCUCGGCGUCACGUCCUUCCUUAGGAAUUUCAAUAACGAUGCCAAGCUGUUCUGUAAAUUGUGGCAUUCAGGGAAGAGGCAGUUUCGGCGUGUUGGCAUAGCUAGCUAGCUAACUGUGAGUAAUUCGCAAUUGCGCUGGAUAACUGAUGCGAACGAAUGCACUCCAGUUCUUAUAUAGUACCGGAAAACCAAAGUGCAUCACUGGACACCAUUUUAGCCACGCCCAAAACAAUCAGGAAAACUGAAAUGGUGAGGAACAUUUUAACGGUAUUUCUCCACAAUUCAGUACUGCGUAGUUCUCAGUCCUUGCACGUUUUCAGCAAUCAUCUUUAAACAUGUAUAAUGUGUUCAGAAACAAAUCUCUGAAUUCGCUCUACAGGGUCAGUACGAUAAAAGUCAAAGAAAUUAAAAUGACUUGGCCAUUCAAGGCACCUGACAGACACGUAACGCACAAGAAAAUCAAUUGUCUGCAAGCUUCUCUGGUCAUUCACAUGCUAGUCUUACCCAUUUAUGUUGGCUUGUGAUGGAUAGAUACAUUUUUUGAUGUAAUUGAUUGCCAACAUUCCCCCCCAAAAAUGCCUGUUAGGUUAAUUGAAGACUCUCCAUUGUCCAUAGGUUUGAAUGUGAGUGUGAAUGGUUGUUUGUCUGUUUGUGCCCUGACAUUGACUGCCGACAAGUCCAGCGAUAGGCUUCAUCUCACCUGCAACUCUAAUGAGGAUAAGUGGUAUAGAAAUAGAUGAUUGAAUGGUUAUCAUCACACUUUUGCAAUCACUGUUAUAUGCAUCACACACACACACACAAAGCCAAAGAAAAAUAGAAAAAAAAAACAGUUGUUGAGUUAAUUCUUUAGAUGCUCAUUGACCUGAAGGCAAUCAUGCGUCAUGUGAUUUUUGAUACGUGCAACUUUGGAGGUUCCACUGUAAUUGCAGUUUCGUACAAACGGUAACUUGUUUGUAUUUCUACUAAUAACUGGUUAAGCAGAGCUAUUUUACUCUGUAUCUGGAGCUCAUUUCGCAACAAUAUGACUGUGCCAUAUUUUGGCAUCUCUCUUCACGUCUCUCUGGCUCUCGCUCAAGUGCCCACCCUGAACGUUGACGCGAAGAUAAGAGUGUGCCAGAUGUUUUCUCGUCUUUUUAGUCAGCCUCAUAGGGAGAGCCGCCCUGUUGUUUUUCAUUAACAAGGCCCAAAGCUUGGCAAAAGAAGCCAGCCACUUUCGUGCUUUUGCUUUGUUUCUUCUGCCACUGCUUUUUAUAGCAUUCACAGGUGUGUGUAUGUGUGUGAGAAUAGGUUCGUGUGUGUGUCUAAUUAUUCAACGCAAGUAAACAAGUGAUAUGCACAUCACGCUCUGCGCCCUCAUUGCUUUUUGUGCUCCAAUUAGACGCUUUUGAAGCUAUUUUGUAUGUACGCUCACUAGCCGCAACAUUACAGCGGGUACACUUGCACAAUCUAAUGUACAGGUGUCAAACUCAAGGCCCGGGGGACAGAUCCGACCCACCACAUAUUUUUAUGUGGCCCACGAAAGCAAGUCACGUGCAUCAACUUCCAUGAUUAUUGCUAAAAUUUGCAGCAAAAUAAAAAAUUGUUAUAUGUAAUUAAAAAAAAAAUGUAUUGUUUACCAAACCCCUUUUUUUACAGUAACUUGAGCAAUAGUUGAACAAACUGUUACUGUAUCCUUGGCUUCUGAUUUUAAAACUAUUUAUCCAUCAAUUUAUUGUGUAUAAAUUAGGUGCAUAAACAUUUAUAUGGUUUCACAGUCAUACUGGCCCUCUUAGGAAAUCUGUAUUUGGCCUGUGACAAAAAUGAGUUUGACACACUUGAGUGAGAUUCAGUAGAAGAGGUGUCGCAAAGGUAGAAUUUUUCAACACUUCUCAAUAAAGAGAUUUAUUUUAUUAUUUUCAACAAUUUAAAAUGGAUCAUUACUGUUUAAAAAAAAGAACUGACAAUGUGUGGACAGAUCACUAUUACUGAUUCAUGGAAAAAUAUUUAAUUGAUUGAUAAAAUGUUACCUAAAACAUCAUCUGUACAGUAUUUGGACGUGCAAGUUUUGCACCCCACCGCAGCGAAACAUGAAAUUGCCCCUGCAUUUGAUUGUGGUAAAAUACUGUAUAUUAUAUUAAUAAAAUGUAAUUUUAAAUCAGAAGUCAUGGAAAAUAGUAGUAGCAAUAAUCAUGGCAAAACAAAAAUUAUAGUACAUAACUUAUCCAAUUUACAUUAAAAAACUGAUUUGGUGAAAAUAAAUGCUUGUAAAACCAGUUGAAGUGAAGAAGAAUUGCAAUUUGGGUGCACAUUUUUUGCCAACAUGGAAAAAAAGUUCAAGAAGUAUGAAGUAGACACAGGAUUGGUUUUAGUGAGCCAUAUAAAAUGAUCGGGCGGCCCUUGAGUUUGCUUUUCACAGUAUCACAAACUAUUGGAGAAUUAGCAUCUAAAUAUUAGAAACCACUCUAUGUGAUUUAUUUUUAAAGCACUGCAAACUACAACCACAAUUAUUAAAUCAAUCGAAAAGGCUGAAAUUAUCUUCCAAAAGCAGAUUUGUGCAGGUGUACCGAAUAAAGUAUCCUCCUUGUUUUCCUCCCAUUUUACCCACUUGUCAUGCUGUAAAUAUGCGGCGGGCUGCCGUCUUCUGUUGCAUCACGUGAGGCGUCACCUUAUGACUGGCGUCCAUGUAUUGUACAAACAAACGUGAUGAUGUUUCACGGAUGCCGAAAGCAGAAACAUGUGCUUUUGUCAUCGCUGCCUGGAGAUGUUUCACAUGGUACGCAGAAUGUAUUCCUUUAAGCUUCUACGACAAGCGCCCUAUUGUAAAUAACUCUGGGCGUAAAGAUGACUAAGUAGUAUGUGACACAGGGAUGGUUGGACCCUUUGAUUCCACCCGUGGAAGUACAGAUGGGAAUGGACCCCACCUCUUUCUGUUAUAUGAAUGUCUGGAAUAAUGGCUCACUCAUUCCAUGAAGUAUCCACGGCCUUUUGUUUUGGUGCAUAGCCUGCUCCUUACUUCUAUAACCAAGUCUUCCUUGUACUUUUUUCCCCUUGAGGCAAUGAACCACUGAGUUUUUCAUUUAAAUGAAACAAAAAAUAAAUUAUUAGUUAAUGAGC
Molecule: messenger RNA, 7476 nt
Organism: Phyllopteryx taeniolatus (common seadragon)
Lineage: Eukaryota; Metazoa; Chordata; Actinopteri; Syngnathiformes; Syngnathidae
Gene: ntn2
Product: netrin 2
Exons: 7
Coding region: 430-2337 (635 amino acids)
Molecular function (GO): protein binding
Source: RefSeq, a predicted model, not a curated record